Messenger RNA from Eimeria tenella, 1953 nucleotides. RefSeq lists its product as uncharacterized. The transcript is spliced from 7 exons. Lineage: Eukaryota; Apicomplexa; Conoidasida; Eucoccidiorida; Eimeriidae. The record is from RefSeq and is a predicted model, not a curated record. Bases 1 to 1953 code for a protein of 650 amino acids.
AUGUCUGCCACUCCUCCUCCCCUCUCCAGCAGCAGCAACCGCAACCUCGAAUGCAGCAGCAGCAGUAACAGCAGCAGCAGCAGCACAUGCGUCUGUGGAGUUUGCUGCUGGGCCAAAGGGCCCCCAGGCUGCGGGCCCUUCCUGCAGAUGCGCCUGAGCUCCUGCAGCGCAGCAGCAGCAGCCCGCCGACUGCACCUCAUGCUGCCAGCUCUGUGGCGGCAGCAGCAACAAUUGGCGAAGGACCCACAGCAGCAGCAGCACCAGCAGCAGCAGCAGCAGCAACAGGAACAGCAGCAUCAAGAGCAGCAGUUCCAACAGGAAGAGCAGAAGCUGGAAGUGGAAGAGUUUAGAGCCACUGUUCUGGCAGUCUGCGAGCGCCUGGCUGCAGCAAGCGAGAGGGUUCGCAAUACGUCCGCCUACAACGAGGCUUUCGCGCUGCUGCGGGCCGUAGCCCCUCCCACGAUUUCAGCAGCAGCAGCAGCGCAGCAGCAGCAGCAUGAGCAAGAGGAGCAGCAGCAGCAGCAGCAGCAGGAACAGGCAGGUGUUUUAAGCAAUCGGCUGCCUUCGCCGCAGAGCAGCAGCAGCAGCUGCGGUGAAGCGGCAGCGCCUCUGCAGGAACUCAGCAGCAGCAGCGACGGCAGCAGCAGCGACAGCAGCAGCAGCGACAGCAACAACAGCAGCAACAGCAGCAGUGGCAAUAGAUGCAAAGGAGACUGGUGGUUCGGCGUUUCGUUUUUAAGAGAAGUGCCACACGAGCAUUGGAUUCGCACUAAACAAGAGCAGCAGCAGCAGCAGCAGCUGCUGCUGCAGCUGCAACGAUCGCAGCAGCAGCUGCAGCCUCACCAGCGAUUUUCUGCUGCAACAACUUGCCAAAGAGUCAUUUCGGUGCUGCGGGGGGCCUCAGCAGCCAUGGACCUAGGGGAUUAUCAGGGCGCUGUGCGGCUGCUUGAAGACUUACGGCAAUACCCGCUGCCCUUCCGGCAGCUGCCACAUAGCCUGUAUAUGCACUGCGUCGCUUUUCUGCUCGCUGGCCCCGAAGCAACAGCAGCGCCGCUGCAGGCUGGAGAGGCAGCAGCAAACGCAGCAGCAGCAGCAGCAGCAGCGCCGCUUCCCUCAGUAUCAGAAGGGGUGCUUCUGGAGGAGUUGCGGAAUCUUGGGAGGUCACCUGCUGCUGCAGCCGCUGCAGCGUCCUCUGCUGCUGCUACUGCUCCGGCUGCUGCAGCUGCUGUUGCUCCUGCAGCACGAAAGAAGGGGAAGCCAGCGGCACUUGGUGACCCUGAAGCAGCUGCACUAAGGGGAGCGCUGGCGCUGCGCACUCUGAACUUUGCUGAGGCUGCUUGGUGCUGCGUCGGGGCUCUGCAUGCGUUGGCAGCAGCAGAUCUGAGGCAGCAGCAGCAGCAGCAGCCCUCAGCGCACUUGCAAGCCUUUCGGGCCAGCAACAUCAGCAGCAGCAACAGCAGCGGCAGCAGCAACAGCAGCAGCGACGGCAGCAGCAGACGACGAGUCUUUUCCUCCACAGACUUGGCUAUUUAUGGAUCCAUCGCUCUGCUUGCUUCCACUGAGAAUGCCCUGCAGGCAGAAGGGCUGCAGCUGCUGCCUUCUCUGCGAACUUUGGGGCUGCAUGCGCCGGCGUCGCUGCACCAGCUGCUGCUGGCUGUGGAGAAGUGCGACUUUGCGCAGCAGUCCGAAGGCAUUCAGCGCGCGGCAGUAGGCGGCGCUGCUGCUGCUGCUGCAUUUGGGAAUGUCUUUGCUUCUGCUGCUGCCUCUAUGUUUUGUAUCUUUGCUGCUGCUGCCUCUCCUCCCCCGCCUCUGUUUGGCUCUGCGGGGCUUUUAUCUCUUCCUGCCUGCCUGUACCGUGCCUGCUGCUUAGCACGGCAGCUUCUUGCAGCAGCAGCAGCUGCUGCUGCUGCAGCUGCUGGAGCCGAUAUCUCCACAGAACUCGAGGAAUGCUGA